Molecule: messenger RNA, 5194 nt
Organism: Tinamus guttatus (white-throated tinamou)
Lineage: Eukaryota; Metazoa; Chordata; Aves; Tinamiformes; Tinamidae
Source: RefSeq, a predicted model, not a curated record
GAACUCGUGAAUUAGUGUACCAUCAAUGAUGGCAGAGCACCCACCCUUGCUGGAUACCACUCCGAUUAUAAGUAGUGAAAUUCCUCUUCUAACUUCCCCUAUUGUUAGUGGGGAUGGAGCACAGCAGGUUAUUCUUGUGCAAGUUAAUCCAGGGGAAGCAUUUACAAUAAGAAGAGAAGAUGGACAAUUUCAGUGCAUUACAGGUCCUGCUCAGGUUCCAAUGAUGUCCCCAAAUGGUUCAGUGCCUACUAUUUAUGUGCCUCCUGGAUAUGCCCCACAGGUUAUUGAGGACAACGGUGUUCGAAGGGUUGUGGUGGUCCCCCAGGCUCCAGAGUUUCACCCCGGUGGUCACGCAGUGAUCCACAGGCCUCCGCAUCCCCCCCUGCCCGGCUUCCUUCCUCUUCCCGCCAUGAUCCCCCCUCCGCCGCGCCACAUGUACUCGCCGGUGAGCGGCGCAGGCGACAUGGCGACGCAGUACGUUCCUCAGUACCACACCUCGCAGGUCUACGGCGACGUGGAUACUUUGCCUGCUCAUGGAAGAUCCAACUUUAGAGAUGAAAGGUCUAGUAAAACAUAUGAGCGGUUACAAAAAAAAUUAAAAGAUCGACAUGGAACUCAGAAGGAUAAAUUAAAUAGUCCUCCGUCAUCUCCUCAGAAAUGUCCUUCUCCUACAAAUGAACAUAAUGGACUUGCAAAAGGACAGGAUGCAGCUGGUAUAAGCACAGGUUCUACCAAGAGCAAGGCUGCGGGUAAAGGAAAAAGCAAUUCUCAGACAGACACGGAAGCAGAAGAAAAGGAUGAAGAAACAAAAGCACUCGAAGCACUUCUUUCUAAUAUAGCCAAGCCAGUGGUGUCAGACAUUGAGGCAAGAGCAGCGCUGCUGGCCUGGUCCCCUCCAACCAGUGAUGCCGGAGAAGAUGCUGACAAGAAUAAUAUACCAGAGGUUUAUACGUAUGAGGUUAUGAUUUCAAACACCGGAAAAGACGGAAAAUACAAAACAGUGUAUAGUGGAGAAGAAAACAAAGUUACUGUAAAUGAUCUCAGGCCAGCAACUGACUACCAUGUAAAAGUCCAAGCAGAAAGCAACUGCGUAAAGGGGAGUCCUUCAGAAGCAGAGAGUUUUACCACGAUGAGCUGUGAACCUGAUACUCCAAAUCUUCCUAGGAUAACUAAUCGGACCAAAAAUUCUCUUACUUUGCAGUGGAAGGCAUCUUGUGACAACGGUUCUAAAAUCCACAGUUAUCUUUUAGAAUGGGAUGAAGGAAAAGGAAAUGGAGAAUUUUCCCAGUGUUAUUAUGGCCAACAGAAGCAGUAUAGGAUUACUAAACUAUCACCAGCAAUGGGGUACACCUUUAGACUAGCAGCCAAAAAUGACAUGGGGAUGAGCGGUUUUAGUGAAGAAGUCCUGUAUCAUACCUCAGGCACUGCCCCAACCACACCAGCAAGCCCUUUGCUGAUUAAUGCUGGAGUUACUUGGUUAUCUCUACAGUGGACUAAACCCUCAGGAACACCAUCAGAUGAAGGAAUCUCGUAUAUAUUAGAGAUGGAGGAUGAGAACUCAGGAUAUGGUUUCAAGCCAAAAUAUGAUGGUGAUGAUCUUACCUACAUAGUGAAGAAUCUGAGGCGUAGUACGAAGUACAAGUUUAGGGUCAUUGCCUAUAACUCAGAAGGGAAGAGCUGUCCAAGUGAGGCAGUAGAGUAUGUUACUUGCCCAGACAAGCCUGGAGUUCCUUCAAAGCCCUCAGUGAAGGGAAAAAUUCACGCACAGAGUUUUAAAAUAGUUUGGGAUCCACCAAAAGACAAUGGAGGAGCAGCAAUAAAUACGUAUGUUGUGGAAAUGUCUGAAGGCUUAAAUGGAAGCAGAUGGGAUGUAAUAUACAGUGGAGCUGCCAGGGAACACUUGUGUGACCGACUAAAUCCUGGUUGUUCCUAUCGCUUGCGUGUAUACUGCAUUGGAGAAGGAGGACAGAGCACGGCAUCUGAUUCUUUACUAGUGCAGACUCCAGCAGUGGUUCCUGGUCCGUGCCAGCCUCCCAGGCUACAGGGCAGACCAAGAGCAAGGGAAAUUCAGCUGCGCUGGGGACCUCCUCAGGUGGAUGGCGGUUCACCCAUUACCUGUUACGGCCUGGAAAUGUUCCAGGCGGAAAGCGAGGAGCACAGGGAGGUUUACCAAGGCGCGGAUGUGGAAUGCACCGUGAGCAGCUUGCUGCCCGGGAGGGUGUACAGCUUCAGGCUGCGCGCCGCCAACAAGGCCGGGUUUGGACCUUACUCAGAAAAAUGUGAAGUCACCACAGCACCUGGACCUCCUGAUCAGUGCAGACCGCCGCAAGUGACGUGCAGAUCUGCUGCCUGUGCCCAGGUGUCUUGGGAGGUUCCUCUUUGUAACGGAGCCGAUGUCACGGAAUAUCGGCUGGAGUGGGGCGGCGUGGAAGGAUGCAUGCAGCUCUCCUACUGCGGGCCUGGCCUCAGCUGGGAAGUGAAGGGACUGUCACCUGCCACUAUCUACUACUGCAGGGUCCAGGCAGCGAACGUCGCGGGCGCGGGCCCCUUCAGCGAGGUGGUGGCCUGCAUGACUCCCGCCUCCGUUCCUGCAGUGGUGACCUGCCUCCGGGGGCUGAGUGAGGACGAAGUGGAAAAUCCACAUUAUUCUCCUUCCACAUGCCUUGCUAUAAGCUGGGAAAAACCUUGUGACCACGGGUCUGAAAUCCUUGGCUACAGCGUCGACUUUGGAGAUAAGCAGCCAAUAACCGUUGGGAAGGUUCUGAGCUAUUUCAUAGAUGGUUUGCAACCAGAUACAACGUACAGAAUACGAAUUCAAGCCCUCAACAGUCUCGGAGCGGGUCCUUUCAGCCCCACGAUCAAACUGAAGACGAAGCCGCUGCCCCCGGAGCCGCCGCGCCUGGAAUGCGCCGCGUCCAGCUCGCAGACGCUGAAGCUCAAGUGGGGCGAGGGGGCGGCGCGGGCGCUGCCGGACGCCGUGCAGUACCACCUGCAGAUGGGCGACAGGAGCGGCAGGGGGGGCCCCGCGUUCGUAUCCUUAUACAGAGGACCGUGUCAUACGUACAAAGUACAAAGGCUCAGUGAGUCCACAUCAUACAAAUUUUGUAUUCAGGCAUGUAACGAAGCCGGCGAAGGGCCCCUUUCUCAAGAAUACGUUUUCACGACUCCCAAAUCUGUUCCAGCUGCCUUGAAAGCACCAAGGAUAGAGAGAAUAAAUGAUCACGCUUGUGAAGUCACCUGGGAGGCUUUGCAGCCCAUGAAGGGUGAUCCAGUCAUCUACUGCCUUCAGGUCAUGGUGGGGAAGGACUCAGAAUUCAAGCAGGCCUACAAGGGUCCCGAGUGCUCCUUCCGCUACACGGGCCUGCAGCCGAACUGUGAGUACCGUUUCCGCGCUUGUGCCAUCCGCCAGUGCCAGGAGGCAGCGGCUGCCCAGGAGCUCGUGGGCCCCUACAGCGCCGCCGCGCUCUUGGUGUCGCAGCGGCCGGAGCCGCCGGCGAGCGCCGCCAAGGACCCCGCGCAGCCCCCACGGACGCAGUGGUCGCAGAGCGACCAGGUGUGCGCUGCCGUCAUCCUCGCGCUCUUCGCCAUCUUCUCCAUCCUGAUCGCUGUUGUCAUUCAGUACUUUGUCAUAAAGUGAAGAAAACUGGUUUAUUUUAGAACGCUGCCCAUUAUGUUUUACUUUCUCAUAAUCGAAAAAUAAUUCUGUUCUCUUGCUUUUACAAAAAAAAUACAACAGGCAUUUAGCACCGGCAUUGGGACUGUCGCAAACCUUUUCAGCCACUUUAAAACGCUUACUGGUAGGUAGAGGCUGACACAUGUUAUUAAAAUGCAAGCCACAGAAAUACGACCUUUCCUUUAAUACGCCUUCUUGCAGUACACAAGCCUUCACACGGGGCAAGCAGUGUUUGAUUAAAAGGGUUUGACCGGUAAACGCACGCGGCAAAACGGCUUCCUGGCCCCCACUUUCCAGAGUUACUUCCAUAACAGGGAAGAAUGUGUAGAACGCAUUUAAAACGUACACUAACUUGUGCUGUAUACAAUAUUAAUCUGAUGCUGUGAAAGCAAUUUAGCGCUGUAUUUCUACCUCCUCAUUUGUCUUAAUUAUUUGGGAAGCAGGAUUGUGAUGAGAAAUAGAAGGGGCUUUUCUCAGGCAGCAAAUAAAAAACUGGAUGGAAGAGCAUGCACGAAAGAAGCUUCUUACCUGAUAAAUGUGGAGUUCUUCACUGCAAGUAGAUGUUUUUGAGAGACUGCAAGGGGAUGGCACAAGUGGUGUAUCUUGCCCCCAGGAUUUGAUGUUUACCCAUAAAAAUGCCUCUUCUUAUGAAUAUAGGAGGGAGAGUGUGAGAGAACUUUUGAGAUUUAUUAUUUAAAUUAAAAAAAAAAAUCAUUUCUGAAGUUGACCUUUGAUUGGAUGCAGUUUCUACAGAUGUCUGUGCCCUCUGAGUUUGGCUAGUUGCAGAUUUUCCUGAGAUAAAAUUCACCAUCAGCUUUUUGCUGUUACCCCCAGCAUUCAUUUGCCAUAUCCACCAGAAUCAAGCACUGCCUUUUUUUCCCCUUUUUUUUUCUUUUUUCUUUUUUUCUUCCUCCUUUGGGGCACCAAAUCGGAAGACAAAGUGUAGUAAAUUUGCACCAGAGAACUUAAAGCUGCUUUUUUUUUCUUGAGAUCCUAAUGUUUAAUGUAAUGUCUCUUUGGAUACUGUACCAAAUUGUUGAUUGCAUGUAGUUAAUGUUGCAUUAGAGCACUUUGCAAUCGCAUAACUCAUCAAUGUUUUGUGAGCUUGCAUUUGUGAGUUCUUGGAUGACCAGACUGAAUUUUAUCAAGCAUCCCAUUGAACAUCUUGCUAGAUGUCAAUGACUGCCAGUGACACAAAGCUUCUAGUGAAACUAUCUUUAAAAAAGAAAAAUUCCUGUCUCAUCACACUCACGUUAUUUGUUAUACACUUUGUAAUUAGCUCUUUUAAUUUAUUUGAGUUACGAGAUAGUGGAUCAUUAAUGACUCCUAGUUGUGUUGAGUUUAGCAUUUUUAAUGGUAUUAAACACUUCUGUCAGUCUUAAUAAUAAUAAAAAAGGAACCUCUGUCUUGUGCUUUGAAGAUCUCUGAAGAAUUUCUUAUAUUAGAACGGGCAUGUAUUGUAACUGUUUAUACGUCCAAUGAUCUGUGCUGUAGAAUAAUGUUGCUGAGUUUUGUUUUAAA